ACUUGAAACGCGUUGGCAUCCGGAGCGAAUGUUUCAGUCACCUAACGGCGUUUGAGCCAACUAGUCUGCGGCUGGGAGAACGUCUGCCGAUUGUCGAGUGUCGGGAGUUGAGAUUUGAGUGUUGAGCGUUGAGUGUCGAGUGCUCCAGAAUUUUGUGAAUCAUAACAAACGGCAUUGAGUGAGUCAUGUAUAGGACGUGCUUCUGUCUGAUAUCUGUGCUGAGCGUCGUCUCUGCCGCCAAUCUGAGCUACUUACACCGCCAGACACAGGCACAGGGACAGGCAUAUUAUUAUAAUGCGCCCAGUGCUAACACUAUGGCGGCAUUGCGUCGCAUCGUAUUGGGACAUCUGCAGCGCUUUCAGGAGGCGGAUAGACAGAACGCCAGAACGCUGAUGAUGCAGGGAAAAGCGGAAGUGCAGCGACAACCUUAUUGGCAGCCAGUGAUUGCCGCUUCGCUGAAUAGCUUGGACUAUGCUGUGCCACCCAAUACACCCACGCCAAAGAACUAUGCAAUGAAUUUCUUGCCGGAGGGCAGGGAUGUGGUACCCGGAACCUCAUACAUACCGCUGCGGCUGCUGUUGAUACGCUGACUCGGAGACGUCAACCGGCAGCGGCUGCGACGUCGGCAGCAGCAGCGGCGUCGGCAUCGUCUGUUAUUCAAAUGAGGCUUCAGUUUGCGGAAUGCCGUUCUCGGUUCUGAGCAGCGGCAACCAGUAAAUGAGUUUAAUUUGCUCGAAUCCUACUGCUGGUUAUAUAAUAUAAUUUAAUGAUAUUUUAAUUCUUCAUUAUACAGUAAAGUCUUAGCUUAACAGUCGGUAUUCUAAUUUAAGUCGAAACUAAUUUGUGCCCCACAAAUACAAAUGUACGAAAAUACACGUAAAAUAAUCAUGA
Messenger RNA from Drosophila innubila, 891 nucleotides. RefSeq lists its product as uncharacterized. The transcript has 2 exons. The record is from RefSeq and is a predicted model, not a curated record. Lineage: Eukaryota; Metazoa; Arthropoda; Insecta; Diptera; Drosophilidae. The coding region runs from base 186 to 590 and encodes 134 amino acids.